UCCUUGUUCCAACACCCCCGUCCGGGGCAACGUGCACCAAUAUACAUAACCAGGAAUAGGAUCGCACUCCCACCAAAUCCGCUCAUAACCUCCCUCAGUCCGUACAACUUCACAGCCACUCUGAAGUGCCAUUUUUUGUAGCUUCGAGAUUUUCUGGUUGGUGCUUAUUAAGACCGACGUUCAAUUUGGAGCUUUGCCUCCUCUUUAUAAUUUGGAGCAGGACGGCGACCGAAAUCCAGUGAUUUUGCUCGAGAAUGAUUUCAUCGUCAUUGUCUUCUGUGUACCAGAACUGACAUUUGCAGAUUUUUUUAGUGCGACUCUCUCUCCCUCUCUCUCUGUUUAAAGGUCCUUUGGGGUCCUCUGCUGGAAAUUGUGGUGUUGGACUGGUAGGGCGCGGUGUCCUGUGCGUUUCUUUAUUUCCAUCUUGGGAUCGGUAAAAGGUUCCAACCAUGCAGCUCCUAGAUCUGAGGGUCUAAGCUUAUUCCGAAACUUCGUCACUGUUUUCGUUUUAUCCAAAAGAGAAUGGGUAAAAUGACGAGUAGAGACUGGACUCAGAUCUAUGCGAUCUACGGCUUGGACCAGUGGCAAACUCUACUCUUCCUCUUACUGCACGCCCUCCUCUUCACAGUUCUCUCCGUCCUCUACCUCGUCUACUUCGACCCCAUCGGAGCCUUCUUCGAGUCCCUCCUCGCCCGCAACGCCGCAGUUCCAGGUGGCGUCGCCAGAUUCGCCGCAGGUUUCACCGGUUCGGUCACAGCUCUCUCCGCCGUCUGCUUGUUCUUCGCCGCGGCCAACUUCUUCUACUCCGCAGUUCCGCUCCACCACGACAUGGCUCUCCGCAUAGUAAGCGCGGUUAACGACUGGUCCACGGUGAAGCACGCCCUUGACCUGGGCUGCGGGCGAGGGAUCCUGCUCAACGCCGUGGCGACGCAGCUGAAGAAGGAAGGGAGUUCCGGCCGGGUAGUCGGGUUGGACCGGUCGAAGGGGAAGACCCUACGGACGUUGCGGACGGCGAAGCUCGAGGGGGUGGGGGAGUAUGUGACUUGCAGGGAGGGAGAUGUGAGGAGGCUGCCGUUCGGAGACAAUAGCUUCGACGUGGUGGUGUCGGGAGUGUUUGUGCACACGGUUGGGAAGGAGCACGGUAACCGGACGGUGGAGGCGGCUGCGGAGAGGAUGAGGGUGGUGGGGGAGAUGGUGAGGGUACUGAAGCCCGGUGGGGUCGGGGUGGUGUGGGACCUAAUGCACGUCCCGGAGUACGCGAGGAGGCUUCAGGAGCUAAGGAUGGAGGAGAUCAGGGUGUCGGAGCCGGUGACGGCUUUCAUGGUCCGCAGCCAUAUCGUGUCGUUUCGGAAGCCCAGUCAGCCCGUCGUGGGCCUUGGCGAGGUCAGGCUCGAGUGGAGAUGCUGAGCAACGUGGCAAUAAUGCCAUUCUAAUUCUGAUGACUGAUAUAUUAAAAACUAAUAAUAAUAAUAAUAAAAACCAAAUAUAUGGUUUGGUGGGUUUUUAAAUGUCUGGGAAGGCGAAGCAGACCCGGAUGUAGAGUAAUUAAUAUUUUAGAUGUAAUAUCCUUUUAUUGUAAUUACGAGAAUAAUCUAUUUGCUGUUUUAAUUCUGUUGGAUAACUACUUAAAUUUUGUACAAAUCCUUGUUCGAAAUGGAUAAAAUAAAACUUUCUAUAA
This is a messenger RNA of Carya illinoinensis, 1678 nucleotides long. RefSeq lists its product as uncharacterized. NCBI's taxonomy places the organism in Eukaryota, Viridiplantae, Streptophyta, Magnoliopsida, Fagales, Juglandaceae. The transcript has 2 exons. The record is from RefSeq and is a predicted model, not a curated record. Gene Ontology annotation, molecular function: S-adenosylmethionine-dependent methyltransferase activity. The coding region runs from base 523 to 1407 and encodes 294 amino acids.